CCGUUUAACUAGAAGCUCGGUUUACAAAAUCGUUGCAAAGCGUGUAAUAUUCAAAAAGAUAGGAUGUGUUUAAUAGUUUUUAUAUAAAUAAAAUGGAUCUUACGACUGUUUUCUUACUUAUAUGUAAUAUAAACAUAAUAUAUGGGCAAUUUUCUUACGGUUGUCCAUCUGGCUGGGAAACGUAUCAGUCAAAAUGUUACCUAUUUCAAGGUUUUGACAAAAGAAUUUACGAAGAGGCAGAUGCGUCAUGCUGGGUUAAUGGAGCUACCUUGCUGAGUGUCGGUGACUAUAAUGAACACAAAUUUGUUUCUGACUGGCUCGUCAAACAUGAUUUGCUCUACGGCUCGGUCUGGUUCACUAGUGGCGUGUAUUCCCAUGGACAGCUGGCGUGGGAUGGUGAUGGCUCACUUGGUGUACAGGGUGUGGAAUUCUGGUCUGCUGGAUACUCACCAAGUCAUGAUGUCAUGUAUAGUAGAAUUGCAUAUGUACGGGGUGGACAAUUUGGUAUAAACGGGUAUGGUUGGCAUGUAGUUUCAGAAAGUGUCGCAUCUGCAUAUAUUUGUGAAAUGUCAAUGCUGGACGCUCAAGAAAGAAAAAUAGAAAACAGAGACUUCACUUACGGUCAAAGUACAAGUGAGAUGAAGGAUACAGAACGAGGACCGGUUAUAACUGAUCAGCCACGAAGUCUUGCUGUGUUCGGAGACCCACAAACUGUCUUCAUUGAAUGUAAAGGGCAAGCAAACCCUAUACCUCAUUACAAGUGGACACGUGAUGGCGGUCAAGUUGUCACAUCCACCUUAAAUAAUAGGUACACGUUAAGUGCAGGUCGCUUCUCCAUACAAGAUCCGGUUGAUGGUGACUCUGGAGAUUAUACAUGUAUCAUAGAAAAUAAAUUCGGUAAAAUUUUGAGCAAUCCAGCCAAAAUCAUCUUUGGGUACCUCCAAAGCUUUUCUCCUGUCAGACCUGACAAUGUUCAAGCAAAUAAAUUUGAGGGUUCAAGAAUAAGUUGUCAAGCCCCUGCGGCUUUUCCAGAGAGGGCGUAUACAUGGUUUUACAACAGUAUAUUUGAGCCAGUAUUUGAAGGGUUUGAGAAUAUGUUUGUAUCCAGCACUGGCUAUCUGUAUUUCUCAUCUGUCCAGCCGACUGACCAAAGGCGCUAUUUCUGUUCUGUAACAUUAAUUGCCUCUUCAGAGUACGAAACGGCAAUAGAUCAACCACCUAGCAGAAUAAGUCUUGGUGUUGACUUAAUAGUCACUGGAACAGAACAUGGAUACUUCAAGCCGUACAUAUACACACAUACCUUUCCUUCUCCUGCAGUGAAAGGAGCACAAAUCAGACUCGAAUGUGUGGCCUAUGGCUCGCUUCCGCUAAAGUAUAGUUGGCAUCGUCAAGAGGGCCUGGAAUUCGAGCCAGGAACAAGGCUUGCAGAUUACAAUCGCGUGCUCAUUAUUGAAGAUGCUACCCUAGCAGCAGAAGGAAUCUAUACAUGCAGAGUAAAUGGACGCGCUGGUGUAACAUCGAAAAAUAUAACUCUUUUUGUAGAAACAAAGCCUUAUUUUCCAUUUGGUAUUGGAGAUAGAUUUGUAGAUCCGGGUCAGGGAGUCACGUGGCGAUGCAAGUCUGUUGCUAGGCCUGCAGCUUCAUAUUCUUGGUACAAAAAUGGCGAACUCAUUAAAAACCAACCUGGCGUGAUGGAAGUUUAUAGGGAUUAUCUGAAGAUAUUCAAUGUAGACGCAGUUAGAGAUGAAGGAAUGUACCAGUGUGGUGCCACAAAUGUCCAUGGAACUACUUUUACCUAUGGUCAACUUAAAGUCCUUUCUUUCUCACCAACGUUUGACAAGAAUCCGAUGGUACCAUACUUACAGAUACCGCUAGGUGGAAACAUUACAUUGCCAUGUAAGGUUGAGGCAGCACCGGUACCAGUUGUUGUUUGGUUAAAAAACGGUUCCCCUUUACCAGUGACCCCAGGCAUUGUUGAAGGGCACAUAGGAAUGACUUUUGAGAAUGACCUUCUGUUUAAUAACAUUGAAAAUGGAGACCAAGGUGUGUAUACAUGCAAAGCAAGUAACAUCAAUGGCGAAGCUUCAAACUUCACUCGAGUAGAAGUGAUCAGGGGUAUAAGUAUAACGACAGCACCAUUGGACAUAAGAGUUCGUGUCAACAGCACGGCUUUCUUGUUUUGUCAGGCGUCCUAUGAUUAUCAACAAUUUGAUUUGACCUACCAGUGGAAAAUCAAUGAACAUCUUUUAGAUACAGUGAAUGACCCACAUUUUUUACUGAGCAAGAGGGAUGGUUUGGACGGUCUAUACAUCCUGAACGCACAAUACAAACACACGGGCAGAUACACGUGUGAUGCACGCACAACUAUACAUACAGAUAGCAGACAUGCCCUUGUGUUCGUUGAAGGUCCUCCUGGAGCACCGGCUGGUGUGUAUGUCGACUCAACAUCUGUUACCUCAAACUCUGCCCGUAUUGUGUGGUCUAUAGCUACAGAUAUGAGUCACGGCAGUGCUAUUAUCAGUUAUGAUAUUGAGGCUGAAAUAGGACUGUACCCUGGACAAUGGAAAACUGUGGCAACUGAUGUUUUAGAGUUUGCAGCUAUGAAUGAAGCUAUAAAUUAUGGAUUGAGAGACGACCAGAGACUAGCACAAGUAUCUGGUUUAUUACCAAACAUAGAUUACAGCUUUAGAAUACGAGCAAUAAACAGCUUUGGACGAGGUCAUGAGGCGAGCUGGGGAUCUGUGUCCAUCAAAACUCCGGCUAGAGCUCCAGUUACUAUACCCAAAAAUAUUCGCGGCUUUGACGAAGGCAAAGUUGGAACAUUAAAUAUUGUUUGGGAUCCUCUUGAUGUAUCGGAGUACAGUGGAUCUGGUGUGGGAUAUAAUGUAUACUUUCGUAAAAAAGAUGACCCCAAAGAAUGGUUCCAUAAAAAGAUAGAUGGCGCCGAGAGUUCCAUGUAUACACAUCUUGUUGGGUUGGACAAUUAUUAUAUUGAAUAUUCGGUAAAGGUGGGGGCAUUUAACGAGCAUGGGAGUGGACCAAAUUCCACCGAACAUAUCAUUAUGUCUGCAGAAGGCAGUAAGUAUCAUCAACUUGAACUAAAUUACACUUGUUGUCACAUAAAAAUAGUUUAUCCUUAUCAGGUAAGAUAUUGGCACGACGACUUUCCAGAGUUUGUUAUGUGGAGAGAUCUGUACGGUCAACAUGAUUCAGCCAUCAUUAUAGGUUUACAGGAUAACACAAAUUAUUGGGCAUCAGUACAAGUUAUGAAUUAUGCUGGUGUUGGUCCAAUUGGAGAGAUUCGACUGGCUGAAACGUUACAUCUAGCACCGGUAGACUACCCACGGCACGUGAAAGUUUGGCCGCACGGCAAACAUUCGGUAAAAGUCACCUGGCAGGGAGUUAGCACGCUGUUUAAUCAAGAGUCACUGAUGGGAUAUAUUUUACGUAUUUGGAAGAUCCAGGAGGAUAUAAGAACAGCUCGAGAUGUCACUGUAGACAAAGUGAGAGAAGCUGUUAUUGACGGUCUCCAAACACACACUGUAUAUGUCCUCCGAGUGCUUGGUUAUAGUGCUGGUGGAGACGGUACACUCAGUCCUCAUAUAUAUUUUACUGUAGAAGGGGGAAAUGUACCGUUUGACCCGACAACAACAAGAUUUUGUUUCUCACAAGAAGAGUGUGGCACAGCAUCAUCAUUAUAUAUUUCAGUGUGUUUAUUGUUUCUCUUACCUUUGCUUCAUCUCCACAUUCUACUUUAAUUUGUUUAUACAUAUUUAACUCAAAUAUCCAGGGAUGCUUUUUAACCUUUAUUUACAUUUAUAAUUUUUUCUCUUUGUAUGUUGAUAAGUUAAAGAGAACGGUAUCUUGUUUAAA
Messenger RNA from Ruditapes philippinarum (Manila clam), 3873 nucleotides. Its product is annotated as contactin-3-like. Bases 93 to 3758 code for a protein of 1221 amino acids. Gene Ontology annotation, cellular component: axon; plasma membrane. The record is from RefSeq and is a predicted model, not a curated record. NCBI's taxonomy places the organism in Eukaryota, Metazoa, Mollusca, Bivalvia, Venerida, Veneridae. The transcript is spliced from 25 exons. Gene Ontology annotation, molecular function: cell-cell adhesion mediator activity. Gene Ontology annotation, biological process: homophilic cell-cell adhesion; dendrite self-avoidance; axon guidance.